Messenger RNA from Trichomycterus rosablanca, 1416 nucleotides. RefSeq names its product chitinase, acidic.2 (gene chia.2). Gene Ontology annotation, molecular function: hydrolase activity, hydrolyzing O-glycosyl compounds; chitin binding. The record is from RefSeq and is a predicted model, not a curated record. Lineage: Eukaryota; Metazoa; Chordata; Actinopteri; Siluriformes; Trichomycteridae. The transcript is spliced from 11 exons. Gene Ontology annotation, biological process: carbohydrate metabolic process. Gene Ontology annotation, cellular component: extracellular region. Bases 1 to 1416 code for a protein of 471 amino acids.
AUGAGGCUCACGCUUCUAGCAGGCUUGUGCUUGGUGCUUUGUCAUGUUGCUUCAUCCAAGCAACUGGUGUGCUAUUUCACCAACUGGUCCCAGUACAGACCAGGUACUGGAAAGUACAUGCCCGCCAAUGUGGAUCCUUUCCUCUGCACUCAUCUGAUAUAUGCUUUUUCUAUGAUUAACCAUGCCAACGAGCUUGUCACAUACGAAUGGAACGAUGAGACUCUCUACCAGGCCUUUAAUUCCUUAAAGAACAGAAAUCCCGGUCUUAAAACUCUUUUGGCUGUUGGAGGAUGGAACUUCGGUUCAACCCAGUUUUCCAUCACCGUCUCCUCAGCUGCCAACCGUCAAAAGUUCAUCCAGUCGUCCAUCUCUUUUCUGAGGAAGUAUGGAUUUGACGGUCUGGAUGUGGACUGGGAAUACCCAGGUUCCAGAGGCAGCCCUCCUGAGGACAAACAGAGGUUUACCUUGUUGUGCAAGGAACUCCUGGAAGCCUAUGAGGCUGAGGCAAAAGAAACUGGCCGGCCUAGACUCAUGGUUACCGCUGCAGUAUCUGCAGGCAAAGGCACAAUUGAUGCUGGAUAUGAAAUCGCUGAGGUUGCCAAGUAUCUCGACUUCAUCAAUGUGAUGACCUAUGACUUCCAUGGAACUUGGGAAACCUUCACAGGACACAACAGCCCCUUGUACCAGGGUUCUGAGGAUUCUGGAGAUCUUAUUUACUUCAACACCGACUAUGCCAUGAGGUACUGGAGGGACAACGGUACUCCUGUAGAGAAACUAAGGAUGGGAUUCGCCACAUAUGGCCGUACCUUCCGUCUCACCUCUGCAGCUAAUGGAAUUGGAGCCCCAGCCAGUGGACCAGCCGCUGCUGGAACUUACACUCGAGAGGCUGGCUUCUGGUCCUAUUAUGAGAUCUGUGGCUUCCUGGAAGGAACAAAACUUCAGUGGAUUGAGGAUCAGAGAGUACCUUACGCCAGCAAGAAUAAUGAAUGGGUUGGCUUUGACACCAGAGAGAGCUAUGAGAUCAAGGUCCGUUAUCUGCAAGAGAACAAGUUCGGAGGUGCUUUCGUUUGGGCUCUGGAUCUUGAUGACUUUGCUGGGGAGUUCUGCGGGCAGGGCAAGCAUCCUCUUAUGGGCCACCUACACCGACUUUUGGCGAUUGAAAUUCCUCCACUGCCUCCUACCACUACACCCAAACCUGGUGCCACAACCACCCCCACAACCACCACGACUACCACACACGAGCCUGGACCUGGAUUCUGCAAUGGAAAGCCUGAUGGCAUGUAUGCUCAUCCUGAAGAUCCGAAUAAAUUCUAUGAUUGUGCCGGGGGUAAAACAUAUGUAAGGAAUUGCGGACACGGAACAGUGUUUGAUGAUAAAUGCAAGUGCUGUACCUGGCCCGUACGUUCUGCUCAUUAG